CCGGAUGCAAUAGUCCGAUAAUUAUCCCGCUUCUUCUGAAAAGAUUGAAAAUUUGAAUUUGCCAGAAGACUUAAAACAAAAGUUUCAAAGUCUGUUUUUCUCACAGACAAAAUGACUCUGUCUCGGCACUUCGUUUUUCCGCAUAACUUCCGAGCCCUGGAAGCCGUAGAAGAACAAGAUGACAAUCUUCUUUCCGUCCAGAACCCUUUCAACAUCUCCUCGAUGCGCCCUUCUCAGCUUGAAGAAUUCGUCAAAGGUGUAUCUUUUGACCUAUCCGACAAAGAGCUCUUCUGUGUUGAGGAGCAAAAUGUGUUUGAUCGUGUUUAUUCAUUGGUUGGGGGCUUUUCUAGUCUCAGCCCGUCUUGUAAAAUCAAUCUUGUAGAGAGUCUUCGGUCCAAUUUCAGUGUCCUCCUCCCAAAUAUAGAUUCCCUAUCUCGUGUCUCUGAGGGUGAGGAUGAUGAAUCGCCAGUAAUAGAACGCCUUACUUCACAUCGUAAUGCUUUUAAAAUAUACACUUUCUUCCUCUUUAGUAUCAUUUUUGCCGAAGAUUCGAAUAUAUCCCCCAACAACAAUGCAAAGGUUACAACAACUGCAAGGAAGAAACAAAUGGCAAACUCAUGGAAUUGGGAGUUACAAAGGGGUAGAAUGCUUAAUUUAAUUGCCAAUUCGCUCGACAUCAACCUUUCCUUGCUUUUUGGUUCAUCAGACCCAGAUGAAAACUAUUUAUCUUUUGUUGUAAAAAAUGCAUUUUCUCUGUUUGAGAAUGCAGUGCUUUUGAGAGAUACAGACACAAAAGAUGCUUUGUGUCGUAUAAUUGGGGCUUGUGCUACAAAAUACCACUACACUGCUCAGUCUUGUGCUUCAAUCUUGCACCUGAUUCACAAAUAUGAUUUUGUUGUCAUCCACAUGGCAGAUGCUGUUGCUGGGGCUGAAAAGAAGUAUGCUGAUGGAACUUUGGCAAGUUAUCUCAUCAGAGAGAUUGGGAGAACUAAUCCUAAAGCCUAUGUUAAGGAUACCAUGGGGGCAGAAAAUAUUGGACGUUUUCUGGUGGAGCUUGCUGAUCGGCUGCCAAAGUUGGUUUCAACCAACAUUGGACUUCUAGUGCCACACUUUGGUGGGGAGUCUUAUAAGAUAAGGAAUGCUCUUGUUGGGGUUUUGGGAAGGUUGGUUGCAAAGGCAUUUAAGGACGUUGAUGGAGAAGUGAGUUCUAAAUCUGUCCGUCUUAGAACCAAGCAAGCCAUGAUGGAGAUUUUGCUUGAACGGUGUCGAGAUGUUUCAGCUUACACUAGGAGUCGGGUUCUACAGGUUUGGGCUGAAUUAUGUGAAGAGCAUUCUGUUUCAAUUGGAUUGUGGAAUGAGGUUGCCGAAGUUGCUGCUGGGAGGUUGGAGGAUAGGAGUGCUAUUGUUAGAAAAUCUGCAUUAAAUUUGCUCAUCGUGAUGUUGCAACAUAAUCCUUUUGGUCCACAACUUCGAAUAGUUUCAUUUGAUGCAACAUUAGAGCAGUACAAGAGGAAGCUAAGCGAGUUUGAGUCCAAUAUUCCUUCAGAAAGUGUUGAACAUGUUUUGCCAUCUGAAAAUGAUACUUACUACGGAAAUAGCGAAAUUGAUGAUGUAAAUGCUGAGGAGGUGGUCAAGGAGCAGCAAGAGAGUUUGGCUGAUAGUUAUUUGCCUCAUAGCGAAGAAGGGAUUGCUGAGAAGGAUACUUCUUUGCCAGAUGUUGGGAACUUGGAGCAGACCAGGGCAUUGGUUGCUUCACUUGAGGCUGGCUUGAGAUUUUCCAAGUGUGUAUCUGCCACAAUGCCAACUCUUGUUCAAUUGAUGGCUUCAUCUUCUUCAAGUGAUGUUGAGAACACGAUUCUUUUGUUGAUGAGGUGCAAACAGUUCCAAAUUGAUGGUGCUGAAGCUUGCCUCCAUAAGAUGUUGCCACUAGUAUUUUCUCAAGAUAAAUCUAUCUAUGAAGCUGUGGAGAAUGCUUUCAUUACUAUUUAUAUAAAGAAAAACCCAGUGGAAACUGCUAAAAAUCUUUUGAAUCUCGCGAUAGAUUCAAAUAUAGGAGAUCAAGCAGCCAUGGAGUUUAUUAUUUCUGCCUUGGUGUCCAAAGGAGAUAUAUCUACGAGUAUGAUAUCAGCAUUAUGGGAUUUUUUUUGCUUUAAUGUUAGUGGAACCACAGCAGAGAAAAGUCGUGGUGCUCUGUCUGUCCUUUGCAUGGCUGCAAAAUCAUCCAAUAUGAUUCUUGGAUCUCACUUACAAGAUAUUAUUGAUAUUGGAUUUGGUCGUUGGGCUAAAGAAGAACCUCUGCUUGCUAGGACAGCAUGUAUUGCUUUUCAGAGAUUGUGUGAAGAAGAUAAGAAGAAACUUUUGCUUAGUAAUGGCAGCCGGGUGUUUGGUAUUCUAGAAAGCUUAAUUACUGGCUUUUGGCUUCCAGAUAAUAUAUGGUUUGCUGCUGCUGAUAAAGCAAUAAGUGCCAUUUAUAGUACUCAUCCAGCUCCGGAAGCCAAAGCUGCUGAUCUUGUUAAGAAGUCUAUUAACUCUGUCUUUCAUUCUAAUGGGGGAGAUAAGCUGCAGAAGGACAUAGACAAUGGUAACGAUAGCAUGCUAACCACAGUUCAAGUUGGAAAACUUGGUAGGUGUUUAUUUGUUGUAAGUCAUGUGGCCAUGAACCAACUGGUAUAUAUCGAGUCUUGCGCUCGGAAAAUCCAGAAACAGAAAAUCAGAAAGGAUAAAAUGUUUGAUGAUCAUCAAAAUGUGCAUGAUAAUGGCUCCAUGAACACUAAUGUACCAAUGGACAGUAGUAUCAAUGCUGAAUUAGGUCUUGCUGCCUCUGAAGAGGCAAUACUUGAUACACUAACUGAAAGGGCAGAAAAAGAAAUUGUUUCUGGUGCUUCCAAUGAUAAGAAUUUGAUUGGACAAUGUGGACAGUUCCUAUCAAGGCUUUGUAGAAAUUUUUCUCUGAUGCAAAAGUAUCCUGAUUUACAGGCAUCUGCAGUCCUUGCUCUGUGUCGAUUUAUGAUUAUUGAUGCAAACUAUUGUGAAGCAAAUCUUCAACUUCUGUUCACGGUUGUGGAGAGUGCACCCUCAGAAAUUGUUCGUUCCAAUUGCACCAUCGCUCUUGGAGAUUUGGCUGUCCGCUUUCCUAAUCUGUUAGAACCUUGGACUGAGAAAAUGUAUUCCCGCCUACAAGACCCAUCUGUUUCUGUCCGGAAAAAUGCUGUUCUGGUGCUUUCGCAUCUCAUAUUAAAUGACAUGAUGAAGGUGAAAGGGUACAUAAAUGAGAUGGCUAUACGAGUAGAAGAUGAUAAUGAGAGGAUUUCAAACCUGGCUAAACUAUUUUUCCAUGAGCUGUCUAAGAAAGGAAGCAAUCCUAUAUAUAAUUUACUUCCUGAUAUACUCGGCAAAUUAUCUAACCAGAACUUGAGGUGGGAAUCUUUUUGCAACAUCAUGCAACUCUUGAUUGGUUCCAUCAAGAAGGAUAAACAAAUGGAAGCUCUUGUUGAGAAACUUUGCAAUAGGUUUAGUGGGGUGACAGAUAUUAGACAAUGGGAAUAUAUUUCCUAUUGUCUUUCUCAGCUUGCAUUUACUGAAAAGGGAAUGAAAAAGCUCAUGGAGGCAUUCAAGAUCUAUGAGCAUGCCCUGUCAGAGGAUUCUGUCAUGGAGCAUUUUAGAAGUAUAAUUAACAAGGGUAAGAAAUUUGUAAAACCAGAACUCAAAGUGUGCAUCGAGGAGUUUGAGGAAAAGCUUAAUAAAUUCCACAUUGAAAAGAAGGAGCAAGAAUUGGCAACAAGAAAUGCUCAAAUUCAUAGGCAAAAAGUUGGUACGAUGGAAAAGUUUGUGGAGGACUGCAAUUCUAGAGGAGAGAGUGCAGAAUCUGAUACUUCUGAAGAUGGUGAAGUUGUUGAUCCAUGUUUGGAAGGGGUGACCCAAUGUUUGGAUGAUGUAUCAAGUUUAGAAUCUGGCAACUCAAAAGAACAUUCUGGUAUGUCUAGUGAGGUGGUAGAGUCUGAAACAGAUGAUGUUGAAGUUCAAUCCUCAAAAAUUGACAUGAAAGGGGCAUCCAAAUCAAGAGUUAAGAAAAGCAACAUCAAGGAUGUAAACGGCAACAUUUCUGCAUCAAAUAGAAAUAGCAAGUCGAAAUGACGGUAGAACAAAUUGGAGUUGAGAGUUUUGCUGGUAUUGGCUCUCAAGGUUUUCGUGCUGUGGUUUAUGUCAUUUUGUUGUCAAACGCAAUACAUGAUUUAUUUAUUUAUUUAUAAAUAUAUCUUCCCAUUCAA
This is a messenger RNA of Mangifera indica (mango), 4268 nucleotides long. Its product is annotated as condensin complex subunit 1-like. The record is from RefSeq and is a predicted model, not a curated record. The transcript is spliced from 17 exons. Gene Ontology annotation, cellular component: condensed chromosome, centromeric region; nucleus. The coding region runs from base 112 to 4134 and encodes 1340 amino acids. Gene Ontology annotation, molecular function: histone binding. Gene Ontology annotation, biological process: mitotic cell cycle; mitotic chromosome condensation; meiotic chromosome condensation. NCBI's taxonomy places the organism in Eukaryota, Viridiplantae, Streptophyta, Magnoliopsida, Sapindales, Anacardiaceae.